This is a messenger RNA of Triticum dicoccoides, 3519 nucleotides long. RefSeq names its product pentatricopeptide repeat-containing protein At5g04780, mitochondrial-like. The record is from RefSeq and is a predicted model, not a curated record. Gene Ontology annotation, molecular function: protein binding; RNA binding. The transcript is spliced from 2 exons. The coding region runs from base 947 to 2380 and encodes 477 amino acids. Gene Ontology annotation, biological process: RNA modification. NCBI's taxonomy places the organism in Eukaryota, Viridiplantae, Streptophyta, Magnoliopsida, Poales, Poaceae.
CGCACAGUGCCUGUCUGCUUAAUACAUGAUACUUUUUUUUUUUGCGAUGUGCUUGUUAUAUGAUGCUGCACUAGUGGCAUGUAUGUGUAGCGCCUUCGCUGUAGUUGCUCACGGUUCUAUGCUAUAGGUCACGUGCAACAAGGAUUCCUACUGAGUUGCAGCUUAGGGUCAAGCUGGUGGGAGGGGUGAAGUGCAUCAAUGGUACCUGAUUUUAGAUGCAAAUGUUUUAGUUAUAGUUAUUAAAGCAGAGUUGUUCACAAUAAGGUGUAGCAUAUUGUGAUUGCUCGAUUAGUAGUGAAAUGUUUUUCUGUUUGCCUAUGUCCUGUGCUCGUGAUGCAUUUAGUACAAAUAUCUUUUCGUUAGAUCCUUAUUUCAAAUGGAACACAACCCUGAUGCUGAAAAUUUGAAAGGAACCCUGGAUUUAAGUUAGCUCUCAACUUCUACUACCACCAGAGUACUGUCGUUAACUUCCUAGGGCCAGUACUGUACCACCUCCCGCACACAUACAAAUGUUGGAAAAGCAAGAAGCUCACUUGGCGCUAGUUCCUGGUUCUUCUUGUCAUUUGAAUCAAAUAUUUUUAUUUUAAGACGUAUUAGCAUGUGCUUUAGCAGAACCCAUCACAUUUCCUUAUGCCCUUGCCAUGAAAAUUUAUAUUCUUUAACCUGCCUGGAUUUUAUCAGGAUCAUAUCUGCUUUCUUAAGAUGCAUCAAAGCGUGAUGAUGAUCAUAUAGUUGUGACUGACUUGCUUCUCUUCCAGAGAUUCUAAUAUCAGGAAUUUGUAAAGGUGGACUAGUUAGAGAAGUUGCCAUGCCAUCCUGCAGAAAAGUGAUGUGCUCUUGACGGCAUCUAAACAUAUUUCAGAUUAGUUAUCCCUUUCUGUGAGUCAUCAGAAAGCAGUGCAAAUUUGGUUGGCGAAGUUCUCCUUUUCAGUCAUAUUCUGGAUGUAUGAGUAGCUGUCUUCCAUGGAUGGGCAUUCCGUUUAACUACCCUGCCAUAAAUCAAAACAGGAAGUGUCCAAGUGUAGUAUGGUCUGGAAUGUGUCUUGCUACUCGUUUUUUUUGUAAUAUGCGCAACCAUAACAAUUCCCCAAAGGAUAAAAGGCAUGGUAGGAUUGACAGAAAUUUGAUUGACAUGUUUGUGCUCCAUGAGCAUCUGCAACUAUGUGCAAAGGGGAGGUCCCUCCUGGUUGGGAAAAGCUGCCAUGGGCUAGCCAUUCAUUUUGGUCUGGUAACAGAUAUUCUGACAUGCAAUAUUCUAAUCAACUUGUACACAAAAUGUGGUCAGAAUGAUUGUGCUCGUCAUGUUUUUGAUGGAAUGCUUGCCAGAAGCAUAGUCUCAUGGAAUACCAUGAUUGCUGGAUAUACUCAGAGUCGAGAGGAUGUACAAGCUCUGAAGCUUUUUCAAAGGAUGCACCGAGAAGGGAGACAACCGACUGAAUUUACUUUAUCCAGCACAAUCUGUGCAUGCGCUGCAAAAUAUGCUAUCAAUGAAUGCAAGCAAUUACACACUAUUGCAUUCAAGCUUGCGUUGGACUCAAACAGCUUUGUUGGGACAGCAAUUCUAGAUGUUUAUGCAAAAUGUAAUAUGAUUAAGGAUGCCUGCUGGGUUUUUGAGAAGAUGCCUGAUAAAACUUUAGUUACAUGGAGUUCAUUGUUCGCAGGGUAUGUGCAGAAUGGUCUUCACGAAGAAGCAUUAUGUUUAUUUCGGAAUGCCCAAAGGGAAGGAGUAAAAUUGACUGAAUUCACUCUUUCUGCUAUCAUUAGCGCAUGUGCAAGCUUAGCAUUGAAAAUUGAAGGGACACAACUGCAUGCAGUUAUUGUGAAAUGUGGUUUUCAUGGGAACUUCUUUGUGGCAGCAUCUCUUGUGGAUGUGUAUGCAAGUUGUGGCCAGAUUGAAAAAUCUUAUGCACUAUUUGCUUAUAUGGAACAGAAGAAUGUUGUCAUAUGGAAUGCAAUGAUUGCUGGUUUUUCGAGGCAUGCCCAUUCUUGGGAAGCUAUGAUUCUCUUUGAGAAAAUGCACCAGUUACGUAUUUUUCCAAACGAAGUUACCUAUCUCUCCAUGUUGUCACUGUGCAGUCAUGCAGGUUUAGUUGAAGAGGCUCGUCACUACUUUAACCUGCUAAUAUCUGAUCGGACUGUUGAACCUAAUGCCCUUCACUAUUCUUGCAUGGUUGAUGUUCUGGGUCGAUCUGGGAAGACUGAUGAGGCCUGGGAAUUGCUUCACAAAAUGCCAUUUGAGCCAACUGCUUCUAUGUGGGGAUCUUUGCUUGGGUCAUGCAGAAACUACAAUAACAGUGACUUAGCCAGAAUAGCUGCCGAACAGCUUUUCCAACUUGAGCCUGACAAUGGAGGGAACCAUGUUUUGCUCUCAAAUGUAUAAGCUGCCAGCGGGAACUGGGAGAAUGUUCUGAUGGCAAGGAAAUAUUUGAAGGAUAGUGGUGCAAAGAAAGAAAUGGGCAGGAGUUGGAUUGAAGCAAAGGGCAAAAUUCAUGUCUUUGUUGUUGGAGAGAGAAAGCACCCAGCAAUCACUGAUAUCUACAAUAAGUUGGAGGAAAUUUAUCACGAUAUGAAUUUUUUUGCUCACAUAACCAAAAUAGAAUGUGAUCUGCAUGAUGUUCAUGACAACCAAAAAGAGGAGCUGCUUAAACAUCAUAGUGAGAAGUUAGCACUUGCUUUUGGGUUAAUUAGCUUACCUCCUAAUAUACCAGUUAUAAUACACAAGAACCUUAGGAUAUGCGGGGACUGUCAUUCAUUCAUGAAGGUUGCAGCCCAUAUUACCAAACGUCUAUUCAUUGUCAGAGAUACCAAUAGAUUUCACCAUUUUAAGGAUGGCUCAUGUUCUUGUGGGGACUUUUGGUGAUGUAAGGCUGAAUUGGAGAAUGGUAGUCAUCUACCAGUGGUACUCUAUUCAUGUAGCAAAUUAUUGCCUGUCAGUAGUGGCACUGCAACACUAAAUAUCUUUGUCAGGACUGAUCUUGAUAGCUUUGCCAUUCAAGUCAAUAAUGUCGUGCUGCUGGCUCCAUUGAAUGUAAUAUCAACACUAGCAAAUUAUUGCCUGUCAGAAAUGGAAGCAGAUGCAAGUCCUUGGUUAAUUGAAUAGACUGCGUCACCAACAAAGCUGUUUCUUGUACAUGACGAGCUACAUAUUUUUCCGUGGUCCAACAAAGAUAUACAUAGGAAGUGGAUGCAAGAUUUGUUCUUGCAGAAAUAGAUAUGGGAAGUGGAUUCUUCUCACCUCAACACUUGCUGGAUUCAGUGCGUGAAGAAGUCUGCUAUGCCACUUAUUUGGUACUACCAGUGUAAUUAUUGAGAACUGUACCAGCUGAUGCACAUUGUGGUUCCAGCUCCUUAUGGUCGAAUCUUUCUUGUCAUGCUUUCCACUCCAACAGUGAUGAACCCUGGGAAGUGUACUCACCAGUAACUUGGCACCGUGGCCACUGCAGCGUAGGGGCUCUGGUGGGUGUAGCCGUACAUUGGUGUUAUUGCCUCUGCCUCUGGCUCCGGACCGCAGUCGAGGUU